Messenger RNA from Dendrobium catenatum, 359 nucleotides. Its product is annotated as non-specific lipid-transfer protein 1-like. Gene Ontology annotation, molecular function: lipid binding. Gene Ontology annotation, cellular component: membrane. Lineage: Eukaryota; Viridiplantae; Streptophyta; Magnoliopsida; Asparagales; Orchidaceae. Gene Ontology annotation, biological process: lipid transport. The transcript has a single exon. The record is from RefSeq and is a predicted model, not a curated record. The annotation marks the transcript as partial.
AUGGCAACUAGCGCUACCACCCAAUGCAUAGCCAUGGUUACAGUGCUUGUGAUGGUCUCAAGUGGCGCCAUUAUUACUGUAACUGAGUCUACUAUUCCUUGCAGCGAAGUAGCAAACAAGCUUCUGAGCUGCGUCGACUACGCACAGCACGGCGGUGAGCUGCCGGCGGCGUGUUGCAGCGGCGUGAAGGAACUGAAGGCAGAGGCUAUUACUGCAGAGGACCGACAAACUGUCUGUAACUGUAUAAAAUCACUCGCCAAGCAGAUCGGAGGGCUCAACCAAAACCUUCUGGCGACCAUUCCUGGCAAGUGCGGAGUCGACGUUGGCUACCCUAUCAGCUUCUCGGUCGACUGCUCCAA